CACUCGUCUCCCUGUUCGGGUACGGUAUGACGACCCGUCGGAGGACAGUGCUGGAUUCGAGGCCUAUCAGGGUCUGAACGAGAGGGAGAUGAACAGCCUCCACAAGCGAAUCCCUGGUCUGCGGCGCCAUGAUCCCAAGACGUCCACCAUUCGACAACACUACUACCCCGAGGGUGGCUGGGGCUGGGUCAUCUGCGCCUGCGCCUUCCUCGUCCACCUAGUCAUCGCCGGCCUCCAGCUUAGCUACGGGGUGCUACUGCUGCACCUGCUGGCAGAAUGGGGACGAGAAAACUACAUGGAAGCAGUGUGGCUGGGCAGUCUGAACAUAUGCGUCAGUCUGCUGGUGACCCCUCUGGUUGUCGGUUUGUGCCGACGCAAAUCGACCCGUCUGACCGCCGUGCUGGGAGGACUGGUGGCCGCACUGGCCUGUCUGUUCGCCUCAUUCGCUCAGCAGCUGCACCAAGUGUUCCUCAGUUACGGUCUGGUCCUGGGGAUUGGGAUCGGCCUGACCCGGGAGACCUCUGACCUGAUGACCGGUCAGUACUUCAAACGGCGCCGGGAGUUUGUCGAAAUCAUCGUCCAGUCCGGAGCCGGCAUAGGACUGACGCUGGUCUCAACAAUUCUGCGCUACAGUGUCGGUCGGGUGGGCUGGCGACUGGGUCUUCAGGCGGUCACCGGGAUAGUCUUCAGUACCUUCAUCAUCGGCAUCUUCUACCGGUCGGCGUCUCUCUACCACCCACAGCGGCGGGCCAUUCUUCACCUGAAAAACCAGAAACGAAAAGUCAAGGAGAAAAAGGAGUUCAAGUUGAAGAACCCGAAGCCGGAGGAGAAGCCUCCCUACCUGGACUGGAGCGUUCUGAAGGCGCGCACGGUCCAGGUGCUGGUUGUCUCGUCCAUGUUCAGCGGCUUGGGCCUCUACACACCCGUGAUACUGCUGAUGGUGCAGUGUGAGGAGGAGGGUCUGGACGACGGCUCUCUGGGCCUCCUGCAGACAUUCCUGGGUCUGGCGCUGGCGCUCGGCUGUCUGGGCUGCGGCGUGAUUGUGGUGCGGCCCUCCUCCCAGUGCUGGAUCUCCCGACAGUACCUCUGUCAAGCCACACUGCUCGGCAUUGCCAUCAGUCUGAUGGCGCUGGCCGUCAUUGAGGGCUACCAUGGUUACGUGCUCUUCGCCUGGCUGUACGGCUUCCUGCUGGGUGGCUACCGGUACGCCAUCAAGGUCUACACAUUCGAGCGCGUGCGAGCCCGCAACUUCAGCCGCGCCUGGUCGCUGGUACAGGCUGCCGGGGCGCUCAGUAGUCUGCUGGCGGCCCCAGUUACCGGUUACAUUAACCGGAGCUCUCCAAAGGCCGGCUACUACUUCUCCAGCGUCAUGGUGCUGCUGUCCGCCUGCGUCUUCUUCAUGAUGAACUUCUACCGCAAGAGGCUAAAGAAGAUGGACACGACGCUCUCCUACACGACCGUCGACAGCCAACUGUCCUCGGGCCACGGGGAGUGCCACCUGUCGGCGGAGCACGAAAGCAGCGGUGGAGGUGCGGGGGCCGCUCACCAGGGUGUCUGCACGUGCGCCAUCCCGCCAGAAGAGGGCAGUGCACACAGCGCCGGAGCGUUCCAACGGGCGCCGCCACUGCAGCGCAUCGGAAAAUCCAUCUCCUUCGCGAACUCUGUGGAUGUGCUGGACGAUAAGCUGCUAGAGCGAGGUCCCGACGGGCUGACGUGUAUCUCCGAGGAGGGUUUGUUGGAUCAGCUGGAGAACUACAGCUACUUCUUCCCGGGCGACUGCAUCACCAGCUGCGACAAGGUGGAGAACUUCCUGCUGCAGACGGAGCGCUCCAUGGGCAGGAACGCCGAGCUGUUUCUGCACCGGCCGCUCCGGAUGGCUGCCACCGUCAGUCUGAGCGAGCCGGAGCUGCGGAGUCGACUCGGUGAUAUGCCCGAGUUUCGGCCGCCGCCCCCGCAGCCGCCCCCUCCGCAGCCCGUGCAGAGGCCCUCCAUCCUCCGAAACGGAUCGCAGAGGAGCAACUACGCGGACAUGGGCACGAUCGAUGAGAUGACCACCUCCGUGUGACCCAGAGGGCAGGUCAGGUCAGGUCAGGUCAGUGCUAGCCGAUCGAGGCUUCAUCGUUCAUGGGGUGAAAAGGAGGAGAUGUGACAGUGGUUUGUGAAAGAGUGGGAUGGUACGUACGCUCAUUAUAUGAAAAGGGGUCCGUGCAUUGUGAGGUGACUAAUGGAAGGAUGACUGUGUACCGAAUCUUACCCAUGUGAAGAAAUGAAGCAUCCACAAACGUGAUUUAUGUAAAACACAAAUACUCUUUUAGGGGUGUUGCGCGCGUUUUAUCUCAAUUGCCUCAUGAGUUACUCAGAACCAUUUGUGAGUUGCAGUCAUAAGCGCAUCAUCAACACUGUUCGCCAUGAGCGGGUGUGUAAAGUUGAUGUGUACCCUGCGUGGAUGUUACUGUAUGUCGCCAUUUGUUUUUCAUUGCUCACUUGGAUUUGAUUUAAAAGUGAUCGAUCUUUGAAUCAUACCGCUCCACUAUGGCUCAUGAACAGUUUUAGUGUCAUCUAGUCAAACAGUAUUAGUGAAUGUGUGAUUGUUGUUGUGUGUACAUGGGCGGUAGCUAGUCAACAGUCCUUCAUCUCAUUUCACGGUGUAAUGUGUGUGUACUGUUCUCAUUUCUCACAGGAAACGCUUGUUUGCUGUAAUUUGACGGUGAAUUUGUUGCUGUGACCACUGAACACCGCUGUUCGUCUGAGAUUAGAAUAAAGUGGUAACAACAAUGAUUGU
Amphibalanus amphitrite is the source of this 2782-nucleotide messenger RNA. Its product is annotated as monocarboxylate transporter 12-like. Gene Ontology annotation, biological process: transmembrane transport. Gene Ontology annotation, molecular function: monocarboxylic acid transmembrane transporter activity. The record is from RefSeq and is a predicted model, not a curated record. Lineage: Eukaryota; Metazoa; Arthropoda; Thecostraca; Balanomorpha; Balanidae. The transcript is spliced from 9 exons. Bases 89 to 2065 code for a protein of 658 amino acids.